UGAGGGGGAUUAGCUUUUAAUUUCUGGUUUUGGGGAGCUGCACUGAGACAGAUGUAGAUUUGGGGGGCUUGAUAUAUAUAUAUAUUUUUUUAGGCGCUCCAGAGCAACCUGGGCUGUGUGAAAUGACUAGGUGAUUUCAGCCCAUUUGGGGGGGUUGGAUUUAUUGUAGUAGAUUUUGAAGGAGGGUUGCACUUGAUUUAUAUUUUGCAUUCCCUCCCCCCCACACACUAGGUGGAUUUCUUAGAUUUGGAGGGCUGGAUUGGUUCUGGUGGCUUACAGUUUUGGUGGGACAGUUGCAUUUUGCAUUUUGGGGGUGUUGCUCUCGCAAGGCUGAGAGUGGGUUGCUGUGGGUGGACUCUGAAUUUUUUUCCCCCAGUGUGGGUAAAUUUUUCUCCAGCGUCGCUGAUGCCAGAACAAGGCCCCAGAAUGAACGGUUUCUCUCUGGGCGAGCUGUGCUGGCUGUUCUGCUGCCCACCUUGCCCUAGCCGCAUUGCUGCCAAGUUGGCUUUCUUGCCCCCGGAGCCCACGUAUACAGUGCUGCAGCCUGAGCAGCAGCAGCAGGAGGCUGGGGCUGCAGCAGCAGGGUCUGGGACCCCAACAGGAACGGGCAGCUGCAGUCUGCACUUGAGUGAGCGGGCGGACUGGCAGUAUUCACAGCGGGAGUUGGAUGCCGUAGAGGUUUUCUUUUCUCGCACAUCUCGGGAUAACAGGCUGGGGUGCAUGUUUGUGCGCUGUGCCCCUGCCAGCCGGUAUACGCUGCUCUUCUCGCAUGGCAAUGCUGUGGAUCUGGGCCAGAUGUGCAGCUUCUACAUUGGCCUUGGCUCUCGCAUCAACUGCAACGUCUUCUCCUACGACUACUCUGGCUACGGGGUGAGCUCAGGCAAACCCUCUGAGAAAAACCUGUAUGCAGACAUAGACGCAGCCUGGCAGGCCCUCAGGACAAGGUAUGGUGUGAGUCCUGAGAACAUAAUUCUGUAUGGUCAGAGUAUUGGAACGGUCCCGACAGUGGACCUGGCAUCUCGGUAUGAGUGUGCAGCUGUAAUCCUUCAUUCUCCUUUGAUGUCUGGAUUACGGGUAGCUUUUCCUGACACCAGGAAAACAUAUUGCUUUGAUGCUUUCCCAAGCAUUGACAAGAUAUCUAAAGUAACCUCUCCUGUGUUGGUAAUUCAUGGUACUGAAGAUGAGGUAAUAGAUUUCUCCCAUGGCCUGGCAAUGUAUGAGCGAUGUCCACGCGCAGUGGAGCCCCUCUGGGUGGAAGGGGCUGGGCAUAAUGACAUAGAGCUUUAUGCACAAUAUCUAGAAAGACUAAAACAGUUCAUAUCUCAUGAACUCCCCAACUCCUGAAGAAGCCUACUUGAUUUUACCUCAGUUACUGUGAAUGGAAGAAAUUACCUGUUUUUGCACAUGCUUUAACUGGAUAGCUGUAAUAGCUUUAUACUAUGAAGAAAUACCUGUCUUCAGGGUGUUCUAAUCAACAUCUGAUGAAACUUGUCUUUUAUAUCUGGAAAUUAUUCUACUAAUGCACACAAUAUGGUCAACUACUGUAACUCCAAUGAUUUUUAGUUUCAUUACCCAGGAGGACAUGGGGAUACUAGCUGAAUAUGGGGACACUUUUUAUCUAGUGCUGUAUUAAUAUUCUAAAGUCAGUUUUCUCUAUCUUCUCCUAGGACAGAAUUAUAAAUGAUCAGACUUUUUUUCAAUGUUCUCAGUAUAUGGAACACAACUGUUAUGAACUACAGCUUGUUCUUAACAAUCGAUUCAUGGGUUCGAUCUAAGGGAGUACUUUCUUUGUAAAUUUCUAGCUGUGGUAUUGUAACUGGCAACUUAUUGUGAUGAGGUCUUUCCUCUUAGUGAUCUUUAUUUAACUUACUGAUCUUCCCAAGUAAAUUAUUUAAGAUGUCCUACUCUUUCCUG
Molecule: messenger RNA, 1914 nt
Organism: Terrapene triunguis (Three-toed box turtle)
Lineage: Eukaryota; Metazoa; Chordata; Testudines; Emydidae
Gene: ABHD17C
Product: abhydrolase domain containing 17C
Exons: 3
Coding region: 406-1344 (312 amino acids)
Biological process (GO): protein depalmitoylation
Cellular component (GO): plasma membrane; endosome membrane
Molecular function (GO): palmitoyl-(protein) hydrolase activity
Source: RefSeq, a predicted model, not a curated record